Molecule: messenger RNA, 2020 nt
Organism: Spinacia oleracea (spinach)
Lineage: Eukaryota; Viridiplantae; Streptophyta; Magnoliopsida; Caryophyllales; Amaranthaceae
Exons: 3
Coding region: 1314-1706 (130 amino acids)
Source: RefSeq, a predicted model, not a curated record
UUUACUGUCACCUCAAAUAUGUCCAAUAUAUAUAUGGCUUGGAAUUACAUGCAACAACUAAAUUUAUGUUCAACGAAAAUAAUUUUAAAUUCAUCAAUAUUAAGGUAAAAAGAAUUAAGAAUAGAGCCUUGACCCUAAAAAGUAUAAGUACAACAUAAUCUAUAUGCUAAAACUAGUGAUAAAUACAAAGGAAUUAAAUGACUAUCUAGAAUAACAAGUUAAUUAAUUAACAAAUCAUGAACAUAAGAAACCAACAACUACUCUGACUUAGGCUCCGUUUGGUAGGGCGUAAAAUGUUUUCAUUGUAAAAUGAUUUCCCAUGGAAAACAUUUUUCAAGGGAAAACACAAUUCCAAACUAGUUUUCCUUUGUUUGGUAACUCAAAGGAAAAUGGGAGAAGAUGGUGAAGAUUGAGGGGAAGAAAGAAGAGGGAGGUAAGGAGGAAAGAAGGAAAAGUGGUUUCCCUCCCUUUCAAAAGGAAAAGGGUUUUCCACCUUUUAGGGAGUCAUGGAAAAUUAUUUUACAUCCCUUAACCAACCAAACAACGUAAAAUGAGAGGAAAAUCGUUUUUCAUGAAAACGUUUUACGCCCUACCAAACGGAGUCUUAGUAAAACUGAUUAUCCCAACGUAGUCUUGUCUCCAACAACUAUCAAAACAUCCAGAGUAAUCGACCAAUGAGGUUUUAGUUUAUCGGUUAAAAUUGAGGACAUAUUACGUUAAUAUCACAUGUUUGUAAUUUCUAUAUCGUAUUUGCAUUCGCCAAAAGAAACUGUUUGAAUUAAGAAGUAGUCAUCGACUCAUAGACUCCUAGGACAUGCAUAAUUCGAGCGGUUUUGGAAUCUCUAGAGUUCUAAAAUAACUCUACGAGAUAGAGUUUGAGCAUAUCAACCAUUGAAUGAAAAAUCAAUGGUUCAUAUAUUAUCUUUCCAACCCCCCUAAUUUUUCUCAUCAAUAUGAGCCAUUGAUUUUAAAAUGUAUGGUUUAGAUACAACUCUACCUUGUAGAGUUUUAUUAAAACUCUAGAGGAUCUGGACUCAAUUCGAGCCACGUACAAAUUUCACUAUUGAAAUAAAGUUGUGAAGCCAAUACUAAUUUAAAACACAUAAUUAGUCAAAGGGGUUAAGUAAUUUUAGACAUUUUUGCAAAAUAAGUUGUUGGUUAGUUCUCAUAUUUAGACCAAAAACAAAAGGAAAGGGUCUAGUAAUGACCACGUUCCCUUUUUUGACUUGGACGUAGAUGGACCGUUCGGGUCCAUAUAAAUUCUACUCCGUACGUAAUUCUGAAUUUCAUUAUUGGUUAUCCGGUUUGUAAAGAUGCAGAAAUUACAAUCAAGUUUUGCUGUAAAAGCUUUUGUAAUAAUCUUAUUUCUACUAGCCAGCUUUGCACCAGAUUUUACACUAGCUAGAGCUACCAAUGUUGGCUUGCAAGAAGCAGCUCCGCCGCCACCACCUCCAGGUCCGCCACCACCAGAAUUUACCCUACCUACUAACGUUGGCUUGCAAGAAGCAUCACCAUGGUUCUCUUCCACUGAUUACAAGGUCCGUUAUGGUAACAUACUAGCAGAGGAGAGAACAAGAAAUAGAAGAACAAGACCAACGACUCCGCCACCACCACGAGAGGGUGUUGCAAAUCAUCAAGUCUUGCCACCAACAACAUUUGUUCCUUCACCACCUCCACCUCCACCUCUACCUCCAACUUAUGCAUAGAGGAAACGGGGGAAUCCACCCCCUCUUUUUUCCUACCAACUACGUCAUCUCUGAUCUGUUCUGAUCUAAUUUGAAUAAAAAAAGUUAUAAUUUAAUUUAAUUAUUUAAUUUAUUGCUUUGGCACAAUCACACGUUUACAUAGAUUACAAUUGAGAUAUGGACGUCCAAUUAUUUUAGCAUCGUAUACUAUCAAUCUUUGUUUUUUUAUUAGUUGUUAAGUUUUUUAUUUGGAUAAUCAUAAUUCAUAAUUAAGAUGAAAUUGCUACCUACCUCUCGUAGAAGGGUAGUUGUUAAGUUUCUUUAGUCACUCUUGU